AUGGCGUGCAGGUUCGGCAUGGUUCUCUACGUGAUCUCCCAGUUCCUCGCGUUUCUCUUUGUGCUGGUGGCUACGCCGAUCGACAUGUUUCGCCCGAAGGGUACGAGCAGGUUCGGCAACACAGACUGCCUGACUUUGUGGGGUGAAAAGAAACACUGCUACAGCACAGUAUAUGAUCAGAAGUCGAGCACGAUAUGGGCCAACUGCCCUCAGCGCGGCCUGCAGUUUCUCGUUGCUGCGGUGCUCGCAGUCAUUUCCAUUUUCGUGUACGGCUUGGCUUUCAUCCUCGGCUUCAUUAUGCUGUUCUGCUGCUUUUGCCUCCGCUGGGUCUGCCUGACGCUCAACAUCGUUGGCUUCGGCACCCUGAGCGUCGUCUGGGCGCUCAUGGUGGUGGUCUACUACACGGAUGACGGCACGCCCUGUCCGAGGCUGAGCCAAAAAUAUCAUUUCGGUGCCGGCUUCGCUCUUUUCCUAUCGACCUGGGUCAGAGAUAUAUUCAGCAUUCUCUACCUGCUGGUUACCUUCAACGCUACGGAUCCGCACAGGAACAAAACGCCAAAAGAUGCAAAGCAGCAGUAG
Messenger RNA from Leishmania mexicana MHOM/GT/2001/U1103, 579 nucleotides. Its product is annotated as putative amastin-like protein. The coding region runs from base 1 to 579 and encodes 192 amino acids. The record is from RefSeq and is a predicted model, not a curated record. Lineage: Eukaryota; Euglenozoa; Kinetoplastea; Trypanosomatida; Trypanosomatidae. The transcript has a single exon.